CCUCCCUUCCCGGCGCGUUUGCGGGUAGACGGCUGGAAAAAGCAGACUUGCCACUGGAGUGGUUCUCUUCUUCCUCCCAGGCGCUGGAAAGGUUAAAACUCUCCUCCCUGCAGCCUUUCGGAAACCGGAGAAGGGGGCGGGGAAUAUCACAAGGGAAGCCCCCCCCCCUCUCCUUGGAGGGACUUUUUGUUUGGGAAAGGCUGCUGGAGAGCCGAGGGAGAAAUUCCCCAUGCAAGUCAAAAUGAUCUCCAGGGGAUGGACUUGGAUUGUUGGUGGCGGCCAACAGCUUUUUUGACUGCAAGUCUUUCUCAUCAGUCCUGAGGGGAUAUAAGAGGAAGAAGUUGGGCCUUUACCUCCUAGGUGCUUUUUCAGAAAGAUCAGGACUCAGCGAACACGGAAUUUCUGCCUCAAACUGAUCUGCCAGAGGGAUCUUAAUUUGCUCUUUAGUUCUGGAAUUUAAGUGAUAAGAUAAAUGGAGCAAAAUUCUUCAGGACCAGAACUGGGAAAAAGAACAAGAAAAAUGACCGGCGUAGCUCAGCUUGAAGAUAUGGUGGGACGACCUGGAUGGCGAAUGCUACAACACUGUAAAGAAGAGCAGUGCAAGGGACUGUGCCAACACUGGGAAGCCCAGUGGCAGGAGUUUCUGAGGGGGCUGGAUUCUCCUCACACAGUGCGGGGAAAGGAGCCUGGGCCAUGGGAGGAUGCCAAGGCCUUCUUGUCAUCCUUCGAGCAAGUGGCCCAAGCCUGCCAGUGGCCCAGAGAAGAGUGGGCAGUCCGACUCCUGCCAGCACUGAGUGGAGAAGCCCAGAAAGCCUUUGGCAGCCUGGAGGCCAAAGACAGAGAGGAUUAUGGGAAAGUGAAGGCAGCAAUUUUGUGCUGGGAAGUCAGCCGCACAGAAGCCCUGCGCCAGCACUUCCGGCAGUUCCGCUCCCGGGAGGUGGAAGACCCCCGGCGAAUUUACAGCCAGUUGCAGGAGCUUUGCCACCAGUGGCUGAGGCCAGAGAGGCACUCGAAGGAGCAGAUCCUGGAGCUGCUGAUCCUGGAGCAGUUCUUGGCCAUCCUGCCGCCAGAGCUGCAGAGCUGGAUCAGGGCUGGCGGCCCCGAGAAUUGCACUCAAGCUGCAGGCCUGGCAGAGGAUUUCCUGCUGAACCACCAAGGGUGGGCCAAAACCCGGAAAUGGCAGGGACCACUGCAAGAGCUCUGCCUGGGUUCCCUGGAUGCAGAGUUGAAGCCUCCAGACCCCGUGCAGAGACCUACCUGCAAAGACACCAAGCAAAACGGCAGCGGGACCAUCAGUUUGCCAGGCAGUGGACCCAAAUGCUCAAGUCUGUCCUGUUCAUUGCUGCCCCCUGAAGCCCAGGAAACAGCUAAAGGUGAACAGGAUGAGGCACCUGUAAACCUCAAGGAAACAGGUGUGUCUUUGGAUGAGGUGGAGGAGCUACUGACACAGCCAAAGCAAAGGACCAUAUUUUGGCAUGUCCUGCAAGAAGACAAUAGGAAUGCAGAUACUUUGGAGGGACGUUUGGUGCCCAAACCUGAUCUCACCCCCCAGUCAGAAAAAGAGGAAGGGACAUCUGUCCACUAUCUGGAGGAAAGAGAGAGACUCCCAGGCAAAGAUUCAGGUGAUCAAAAUAGAGGACGGGUGAAGGCAGAGAAUUCUCCCUGUGGAAGAAAUGAGCCAGAAGUAACACCUGGGUCGGACCCAGAGGUGACCCAAGGGAAUUUGCUGGUGCCCCAUGAGAUCCACAAGGAAACAUCUGUUAAGCAGAGGCUUCAGAAAAAGGGCACGGCGGUGAUGUCUGUCGGUCUUCACUCAGCUUCUGGUAUUUGGAGAUUUGCAGGUAUGGAGCCGGUGGCAAAAAUGAGGAGGGAACAAAUCCCGGCAGGCCCAAUGCUGCAGCAAAGAGAAGCAAUCCAGAUAGUUCAGCCCGAAGACAUGGCGCAGCAGCCUGAGCAGAGAAUAUGCCAAGAGCGAAGACCAGCACCAUACUGGGAAGCCCAACGGCAGGAUUUCCUGGGGGAGAUGGAUUCCCCUAAUGUGGAGUUGGGGAAGGAGCCAGGCCCCUGGGAGGACACCAAGGCCUUCCUGGCCUCCUUUGAGCAAGUGGCUGAGGCCUGCCAGUGGCCUCGGGAAGAGUGGGCGGCCCACUUCCUGCCAGCACUCAGUGGAGAGGCCCAGAAAGCCUUUAACAGCCUGGAAGCCAGAGACAGAGAGGAUUAUGGGAAGGUGAAGGUGGCCAUCUUGCGCUGGGAAGCCAACCGCAUGGAAACCCUGCGCCAGCACUUCCGGCAGUUCCGCUCGCGGGAAGUGGAAGACCCCCGACGGAUUUACAGCCAGCUGCAGGAGCUGUGCCGCCGGUGGCUGAAGCCAGAGAGGCAUUCGAAGGAGCAGAUCCUGGAGCUGCUGAUCCUGGAGCAGUUCCUGGCUAUCCUGCCGCCGGAGCUGCAGAGCUGGAUCAGGGCUGGCAGCCCCGAGAACUGCACCCAAGCCACGGCCCUGGUGAAUAUUUUCCUGCUGAGCCAGCAAGCAGCCAAAGCAGAGAAACGGCAGGGGCUCUUGCAGGAGGGCUGGCCGUGGUCCCGAAAAGCAGAAGAGAAGCCACUGGGAGCACAGAGAGCGAUCCACAAGGAAGCCAGACAGAGUGUCCAGCGGGAGAUGAAGUUACUCGGCAGGGAAACGAAAUGGCAAAGUUACUGCAGUUCACGGCUUCCUUCUGAAAAUCAGGAAAUAGUGGACCCACGGAAGACUGAGGGAAUGAUGGCUCUCAAGAAGACAGAUAGAUCAUUGACCAUGGCUGAGCAGGCUCUGAUUCAACCCAGCCAAAAGACCAUGUUCUGGCAAGUCCUGCUGGGAGAUGGUGGGGAUGUAGAGUCUUCAGAGAGGCUUUUAGUUCCCAGACCUGACCUUUCCUCCCUCCCAGGAAAAACGGAAAUGAUGUUUGUCCAGGUCCCAGAGAAAACAGAGAGACUCCUAGGCCAAGAUUUGGGUGAUAAAAGGAUAAAUCAGAUUAAAAAUCAGAUUAAAAAGGAGGACUUGCAAAUGGAAGAGGCAGGCCCAGAGGAAACACAAGAGGCGACACUGGAAGUAACUCACUGGAAUAUUCUGGGAAGAUACGAUAUUCACAAGCAGAGAUGGGAGUCCAGUUGGCCAGAGGAGAAGAAAUCAGUAGGGCGAGAGAAUGAAUUCAGCCAGCACGCCGAAAGCAUAAACAAAAUUAGUCCCAUCCACCGAGGGAGAAAGAAGCCCUUGUUUUCCAAGUACGGGAGAAAGUAUCGCUACAAGCCAGGAAUUGUCCUGAUCCGUCCUGGCGAGAAGCCCUUGGAAUACCCCACGUUGGGAGAAAGCUUCCAGCAGACAGGAUGCCUGGAUAAACAUCAGAGAAUCCAAAUAAGUGAGAAGAGAUACGAAAUCUCUGAGUACAGGAAAACAGAUAGCAUGGCUGGACAUCAGAGUAACCACAUGGGAGAGAGGCCUUAUCAGUGCCCCGACUGCGGGAGGCGCUUCAGUUGCAGGAUAUCACUAGAGAACCAUCGAGGCCUCCAUACAGAAGGCAGACCCUACGAGUGUUCUCAUUGUGGGAAGUGGUUCAGACACCGAACGACCUUGGGGAAGCAUCAGAAGCUUCAUACAGGAGAGAGAGCGCAUGAGUGCCUCGUGUGCGGGAAGCUUUUCAUUUCUAACGCAGCCCUUACCACUCACCAGAGAAUCCAUACCGGAGAGAAACCCUACCAAUGCCCUUCGUGCGAGAGAUCCUUCACUACGAAAGGAGAGUUAACGAGACACGAGAGAAUCCAUACCGGGGAGAGACCGUUCCAGUGUUUGGAGUGUGGGAAAGGUUUCAUGCGGAGAGAACAUUUGGUGACUCACCAAAGAACUCACACGCGAAAAACUGUUCAAAUGAGCUGAAUAAAUAAAGCUGCCUCAAGUAGAUGCUCCAGAGAGACUUAUAUAAAUAAUUCAGGUGUCCCAAGUGUGAGAGAAAUUUCUUUGGAUGGGAUGCAUUGUUGUGUCGUUAGAGAAUUCGUAGAGAAAGAUUAACGAUACUCUUGACGGUGGGAGCAGUAUUUGAUUGCACAUCAGUGGGUUCAUACACAGCAGGAAACUCAAGGCUGAGCCAAGUAUGGGGAAAACUCACAGGGGUACACUGGGUAGCUAUCACAAAAUCCAUAUAGGGCAUCAACAAAGCUUUUAGACCAUCAAAGUUCUCUUUUCUACAGAAAAUCUCCAGUAGUCAAUUUAUAUAUAACCUGACAAUCCAAAGGGCAGAGAAACCAUGCGUCUGCACCAUGUGUUUCUUACAUUUCAAGAAUAUUGGCAGACCCGAUCAAAAAGCAGAGAAACUCUCAGGUGCUCCCCCUCCCCUCCUGAUGUUAUCCCGUUACGUGUGUCACAAGUUGUGUUAUGCGUUUUGGCUGUUUUUCUGUUACUUGAAUUUUGAUAUAUUUUAAUCCCCCCCUCCCCCUCUGGGUUCAUGUUUAUAUUUUGAAAUCUUUGGGGAGACUCACUUUAAGGGGUUUUUUUGCAGGGAAAAUGAGCUGAGGAAAGGAGUUCUGCCCGCAGCCAAACUGAGUAAGGUAUAUGCAGAAUAAUAAAAAAUCCAAAAUGCUUUUCUGGA
Heteronotia binoei (common prickly gecko) is the source of this 4616-nucleotide messenger RNA. RefSeq lists its product as uncharacterized. Gene Ontology annotation, molecular function: RNA polymerase II cis-regulatory region sequence-specific DNA binding; DNA-binding transcription factor activity, RNA polymerase II-specific. Lineage: Eukaryota; Metazoa; Chordata; Lepidosauria; Squamata; Gekkonidae. The transcript has 14 exons. The record is from RefSeq and is a predicted model, not a curated record. Gene Ontology annotation, biological process: regulation of transcription by RNA polymerase II. Bases 473 to 3907 code for a protein of 1144 amino acids.